AAAUUGUGUUGUGAGAAGCAAUCUAGCGCAAUAGUGUGUAGACCACAGUUUACUUGUCUCGCGGCAACAUUGUCCGAAUCCGUUGCUUAUGAGACGGCUAUUUCUCUUUCUCUCUCAAGCAUUUUAACAAACACCACUUCUUCAAAACUCUAAUCACUUGCUGAGUGUGCGCUCCCUUCACCAUUUCAGAACAAACGAACGCAUUUGCUUAACUUGCGUGUGGCAAAGUCGUAAAAAUGGAGCGGAAGCAAGGGUUCUUCUCCGCGCUGAAAGACGAGGUGGUUCGCGGUCUGUCGCCUGCGCGCUCACGCGCCAAGAGCCCGGCAAGGAGCUCAUCGCCGAUGUCGUCGCUGCUGCGGCGGCGACGGAAGCACCACGCGCCGCCGCCGGAGCUCUUCAUCGCGAGAUCGGGCAGCCUGAGGCCGGCGGAGGCGCUCUCGCCGCUGAAGGAAGGACCAGACGGAACCGACGGCCAUGAUUCAACGCGCGGAGAGGGAAGGUGGGGCCAGUGGAUGAAAGGACCACUCGCGAGAGCACCCUCUGUUUCCUCCUCCUCAUCGUCCUCUUCCUCGUGCAAAAAGUCCGAUCUGAGGUUGCUGCUUGGCGUGUUGGGUGCCCCACUCGCCCCCGUGCACGUGUGCACCACGGACCCCUUCCCUCACCUCAGCAUCAAAGACAUCCCCAUUGAAACUUCGUCUGCUCAGUACAUAUUGCAGCAGUACAUUGCUGCUUCUGGGGGGCAGAAGCUUCAGAAUUCGAUUAACAAUGCUUAUGCCAUGGGGAAGGUGAGGAUGAUAGCCUCUGAGUUUGAGACAGCGAACAAGGUCACGCGCAGCCGGAACUCCUCCAAGGCUGCCGAGUCCGGUGGGUUUGUCUUGUGGCAGAUGAACCCCGACAUGUGGUAUGUUGAGCUUGCUCUUGGUGGCAGCAAGGUUCAUGCCGGUUGCAAUGGGAGAUUAGUGUGGCGGCACACGCCGUGGCUCGGUGCACACGCUGCCAAAGGGCCAGUUCGGCCUUUGCGACGCGCCCUUCAGGGCCUUGACCCUCGAACGACUGCAAGCAUGUUUAUCAAUGCAAGAUGCAUUGGGGAGAAGAAGAUAAAUGAAGAGGACUGUUUCAUCCUGAAGCUCUGUGCAGACCCCUCAACAUUAAAAGCCAGGAGUGAGGGUCCAGCGGAGAUCAUAAGGCAUGUUUUGUUUGGGUACUUUAGCCAGAAAACGGGGCUUCUUGUACACUUGGAGGACUCCCAUUUGACCCGCAUUCAGAAUAACGGUGGUGAUGCAGUGUAUUGGGAGACCACAAUAAAUUCCUUUCUUGAUGAUUACAGGCCUGUUGAGGGGAUCAUGAUUGCUCACUCGGGUCGUUCUGUAGUGACGCUUUUCAGGUUUGGGGAAACUGCUAUGAGCCACACUAAAACCAGGAUGGAAGAAGCUUGGACGAUUGAGGAGGUUGCGUUCAAUGUUCCUGGCCUCUCCUUGGACUGUUUCAUUCCUCCAUCUGAGCUAAGGUUUGCUUCCAUGAGUGAAGCCUGUGAGCUUCCUCAAGGUCAGAGGGUGAAGACUGCCGUGGCAGCAGCUGCAUACCAUGCCAAAGUUGCUCAACUACAAAAAUCGCAUGAAGGAAACACUAAUAACAUUAACUGGACAGUGGAUGUUUAGCUAAGAGGAAGUUCUGAACUAGCCUAGGCGUCUAGUUUUUUUUAACUUUUUGUGAACUAUCUGACAAAUUACUGCAGGUAAAUGGCAAGAUUGCAGCAGGGUUGUCAAGAGUUUUCUGCUGUGGGUCAUUGCCUCAUCAAAUUUGUAAAUAGAAAUGAUCAGUCGUGGAUCCUGGAAAGUGAAUUUCUGUACUGAGUUUUUGGUGGAUGAUUAUGUGCAUCAAGGUUUGUUUUUCCCACUUGCUUUCCAUCAGCGUGAAAUUGGGAAUCUGCUGAUCAUUUUAUAAGCUUUAUAAUUCCUGUAGAGUUAUUUUUUUUUUUCCUGUGAAAGCAUUAACCAUGAUGCUUGGAAAUCACAGUUAUAACCUUGAUUUCGUCACUGAGGUUUAAUAUCGAUAUUGCUGGUGACAUCCGUAAGGAAAUUUCUUCCGUCUUUGGAGGAAACUAUAUAUCAUUGAAGAACUUUAAAUAUGUUUAGUGCUGGUUGUUAUUAUGAAUUGUAAACCUAGUAGCCAGAGUAAGUAGAAGCUAAACUAUUCAUAGAUCUAAAUUUUUAUGCUUUUAAAGGACAUAUAUAUUGACAAAGCUUGUAUCAAUAUUUAAUUGUAACUGUUAGAAAUAUGUCAAGAUUUCCUAUAUUAUCAGAACUGUUCCUUUCUAUUUA
Messenger RNA from Vigna radiata var. radiata (mung bean), 2321 nucleotides. RefSeq lists its product as uncharacterized. Lineage: Eukaryota; Viridiplantae; Streptophyta; Magnoliopsida; Fabales; Fabaceae. The transcript is spliced from 3 exons. The coding region runs from base 237 to 1658 and encodes 473 amino acids. The record is from RefSeq and is a predicted model, not a curated record.